AUGGCGGAUCACCCGGCGCGCUCCUCCCGGCCCGAUCAGGCGAAGGACGGCCACGCCCACAGCUUCUCCCUCCACAAGUUCUGGUUGUAUGAGACCCGAUCGGUAAGCAAAAGCGAUGGACGAUCAUCUCAUACUUGGGCAAUUAGAUAGAACCCACCCCCCCUUUUGUCCAUAGCUCUUACCUCACCCUUUUCCUCGCCUAAAUCAUUUCCGUUCCUGUUUAUCUUCGAAUAUCUGCUAUCUCUGCACACAUCUUUUGAUCACUCUUUUUCUUUUUUUCCUGCCGCUGGGUUCUCAAAUUCCAAAAACCCAAUCAAAAACAUAUUUUUCCUCCCUUAAAUUCCUCUGUUUCCUCCAUUCCCUUCGUUUAUCUCCAAUGCUUCGUAAAAGGAGGGAGAAGAAGAAGAAGAAGGAGAAGAAGAAACUGGUUCUUUUGUUCUUCCAGGAUAUGCCACCCACAGAUCCGCCGCCUCUUCUCUUGCUUACUCUGCCGCUGCCUUGUCGCAGAAAUUCUACCUGAUAGGAAGAGACAAGAAGAAGACCCUAUGGAAGGUGCUAAAGAUCAACAGGACGGAGCCCUGCGAGCUGAACAUCCUCGAAGAUGCCUCCUCCUACUCUGAGAGCGAAUGCCAGGACUUCUUGAAUCGGAUAAAUGAGGGGAACAAGCCAACCGGCGGGCUUAGAUUUGUCACCAGCUGUUAUGGCAUCGUCGGUACGUAUACUACUUUCAUUUAUUAUCCCCCCAAGAGAAAUAAUUAUUGACGCAUAAUUUUCUGGGCAUUCUUUGCAGGGUUUGUCAAGUUCUUCGGACCUUACUAUAUGCUGCUUAUCACAAAGAGGAAGCAAAUCGGAGCCAUCUGCGGUCAUGCAGUUUAUGCCAUCACCAAGAGCGAGAUCUUCUCCCUUGGAAAUUCUUCUGUGUCACCGGAUGUGGUUAAUUGUAGAUACGAAAGCAGGUCCUUUGCCCACUCCAAAUGCAAAUGUAUAGUGUUAAUGGAUGUAGUAGAUAUCUGUGAUGUGCGAUUUCCAAGAUAGGCCCUGGGUUCUUCCUGAUCAUUCAUCUAUAUGAGCCAAAGAAAGAGCCUUUUAAAAGUCCAGAGUUAUCGAAGCUUCUGUGAUUGCAUUCUAGUUUCUUAGAUCAUCAUAGCAUAUGUUAUAAUACUUCUUUAAUUCAAAAAAAAAAUCAAAGAAUCUUCUUAUUCACGCAUGUUCAAAUUCCACUCAUUAUUUCAAUUAAAUCAUUUAAUAUGGAACUCAAAAUUUUAUUUUUCUCCGGUUUAUUCUAAACUGAAAUUGAGGAAUUUGGCAUUCACAACUGUCCCUCUUUUUUUCUUUUUUCUUUUUUUUUGAUUGCAUUCUAGAUACAAGAAGCUCUUCUGCUCAGUGGAUCUCACAAAGGACUUCUUCUUCAGCUACUCGUACCAUGUUAUGCACAGCCUGCAAAGUAACUUUUGUGACAGACAGAAUGGGGAGGCCAUGCAUGGCUCGAUGUUCGUCUGGAAUGAAUUCCUCACACGUGGAAUACGAAACCAUCUGAAAAACACUCUCUGGACCGUUGCUCUUGUGUACGGCUUCUUCAAGCAGGUGAAAUGCCGAUGAGUUAUCUUCUUCAAGGUUCUGAUACUGAAUGCAGCAAGUUUUUUCACUUUGUGAUGCAAAAACUUAUGGUUAAAUAGGCAGUCGGUUUCCCUUCUUUUUGUCCGUACACUGUUGAACCCAUGAUUUGGCUGAAUUCAAUGCUAAAACUGGGCAUUGCUUUCUCUUGCUUUUAUUCUCCUACCAAAUGCUGAUUAACAGUAGCACCCUUCGAAUGAAUCCCUCAUGAGCAAUGAAUUGUGGGUAUUUUGCGACGAGUAGAGGGCAUGGAGCGCUCACCCAUUAAGUUGUUGCUCGCACUCUCUCUUGGACCAAGAAAAACGGCAAUAGCCUUCAGUUUUCCUCUGAAGAAGAGAAUGGUGGGUAUAAAAGCACCAACAUGGCCAUUGGAUUCUACGAGUUGGAGGCUGGAAAACCAGUCAUAUUAUAGUGCUAAGUAUGCUUGCUGUAGACAGAAAGAAGGAACAAGAAUCAGCAAAGAUAUGUGCUCACUUGUCCCCCCAUGAGAGAGAACAUAAACAGUAGUCUAGAGAGGUGCCCAUGUAGCAGUUUUUAUUUAUCUCAGCCACCUCCCAUGAGAUGGGGCAAGGUGUUUCGCCUCAUCCUCCCCCUGUUUCUCUUCUGCCUGGGUUAGUGAGGCAAAAUGGCCUUGAUGGUGAUGAUAAUUCAGAGAGUGUACUGCUUGCUUUUGCUCAGUCUUUCUGAACUAUAUUUGACCGUGUAAAUUAAAAAUUUCCUGGUAAGCUUACAUUUCGAGGAGAAUAUCUCCCGAGAUUUAUUUUUCUACUCUGAUGCCCGAUGUUUUACAUUUUUCAUGCUGUGGCGUGUUGUUGUUCCUCCCUUCAGGCGAAGCUUUCUGUAUCUGGCAAAGACUUCCACUUGACUCUCAUUGCCAGGCGUUCCCGCCAUUAUGCAGGAACCAGGUCUAAUUACCCCUUUCAUAACUAUUUUUGUACAUUUUUCUCUCCCAUUUUACGCCAAGAUUUCAAUUCAGAACUCCCCCCCUUCCCCCCAAACCGCAGGUAUCUAAAACGCGGCGUGAAUGACAAAGGUAAAGUCGCAAAUGACGUCGAAACAGAACAGAUAGUGUUUGAAGAUGAAUGCCGCUGUGGGUGUCCAAUCCAGAUGAGCUCCGUUGUGCAGAACAGGGGUUCGAUACCUCUUUUCUGGUCGCAAGAAACCUCUCGGCUGAAUCUUAAACCUGAUAUCAUAUGUAGGUUCAUCUGCAGCCUUUAAUCAGGAUGCUCCUUAUUCGUGGGCUAACACCCCCCCCCAUAUUUCCUACGCUUUCAGUGCACAGGAAGGACAGGAAUUAUGAAGCUACUCGGCUCCACUUCGAGAAUCUUGUGAAGAGAUAUGGAAAUCCGAUAAUUAUUUUGAAUUUAAUCAAGGUAAUGUCCUGACUUGGCGCAAUCGUCUAUGCUCUAUUGGGCACGGCUGUAAUGAUCCAAGGUCCUGAAUUUAAUCAGCAUGAUGCUUGUUCAUAGAAACUCUGUGAACUGCUUGCUGCACCUCCCUGAUCCCUCGUUUCAUUUGAUGCAGACAAACGAGAAAAGGCCUCGAGAGUCUAUACUUCGUGCCGAAUUCGCCAAUGCGAUUGAUUUCAUCAAUAGAGAUUCGUCAGAUGAAACUUCCUUGAAAUUCUUACAUUGGGACCUUCACAAACAUUUCAGAAAGUAAUCUCUCCCUCUCUUCUAUGGAUUGUGAUCAGACACUGCGGCUCAGACCGUGUUCUCCUCUGGAAACUGUAUGGCUAUUCUUGGAGAUAUGAUUCUAACUUCGACGGAAUCACUUUUCCCCCAGGAAAACCACAAAUGUGCUGGGAUUUUUGGGCAGAGUAGCAGCCUGUGCGUUGACGUCGACGGGCUACUUUUACUGUCAAGUGAGCCCAUCUUCAACAACUGAGAACACCGCAGACUGGCCAUUUCUUGAGUGAGUGCCUACGUUUUUUUCAGAAUUUCUUGUAUUCUCCACACUACUUCACUACUUAGCCAGCUAUCUACAACAUACCGUAAUGCAGGAACGAUGAUGGGGAGGACUCAUCGUAUGUCUGUCUUAACCACAACGUUGCGGACGAUGUGACCACCUCAGGAUGUGGAGCUCUGGAAGACUGCAGCUCUCUCAACAAGGAUUCCUCAAAAUUUCCCAAGUUCCAGAGAGGUGUCCUUCGCACCAACUGCAUAGACUGCUUGGAUCGUACCAACGUAGCUCAAUACACCUAUGGCUUGGCUGCUUUGGGGCAUCAGCUUCACGAACUGGGUCUGAUUGAUACGCCCCAGAUUGAUCUGGAUACGCCCCUGGCAGAUACUUUGAUGAGUUUUUACGAGACAAUGGGUGAUACCCUUGCUUUGCAAUAUGGUGGAUCUGCAGCUCAUAACAAGGUAUAAUAUCUAUCGAGUGCACCUCGUUCUUCCUACCGCGGCCAUAAGUCUUCUGCUUAAUCUAGGAAUUGAGGUGCGGAUUAUGAGAGCCUGAUUCUCCAUUUUAUACAAAGAUGGUGACCAUUUGAUGAAGAAUUCUGACCAUCUGAACCAUCUUCCAGAGAGAUGGUCUGUUGAUUAUUCUCGUUGCCUUCCAGCCAACCAACUUUCUGGCAUAACAUCCAUGGUUUUGGUUUCCGGGAAUUUUUCACUAGAAAGCAUACUUCUUGUGCACAUCUUAGUUUUAGAGAACGGGCUUUAAUUGAAUUAGUACCGCCCUGUUUGGAUUUCCAGUGUUGCUAAGCGAUUUUUAAUGGAGAAGAAAGCCUUUCUUCUUUGCAUUUGGCGCUUCGUGUUACCUCGAAGGAUUCGUGCCAUAAUACUUCUCUUCUUAUCCGUUGGCCUGCAAGAUAUUUUCUCAUUAUUUUGGUCAGAACUGUGGUGCUCAUUGAUCUUGCCGCCGUACGCUUGUUGUUCUUCAUAGAUCUUUAGCCAAAGGAGAGGUCAAUGGAAGGUAACAAUCCAGUCUCAGGAGUUCUUCAGGACCCUGCAACGUUACUACAGCAAUGCUUACAUGGAUGCCGAGAAACAAGAUGCGAUAAACGUGUAGGGUUCCUUGCUCCUCCCCCUCCUGAUGAUCGGAUCUCCUUCGCCUGUUUCGUCCAAGUAAUGCCCGUCUUCUAUGCAUUUUCCAUUUCUUCAAGGCUAAGUCUUUCUUGUUCGUUUGCUGGCGUUUCUCCAGGUUCCUGGGCUACUUGCGACCUCUGCAUGGGAGGUCUUCCCUUUGGGACCUGGAUUCAGAUCACCAUUGGAAUCUUGAACGAUGCAAUCAUGGUUUUUCUGAUGCAAAAUUAUGGUAAUCGUGUUCCGGCAUCUCCAGCCUUAUUUUUCCAGUUUUUUUUGUCGGUGCUCGUCUUGUGGAGAUUCAUCAUUCAGCUUUUUCCACUCCAAUCCUUUGUGAAGAGUUGCGCUCUGAGACUAGGUUUGCAUUGACAUCUGGUUCGUUCUAAUUUGAAUAAGUUUCUAAGAAAACAAAGCCCAGUUAGCCAUAUUCCGGCUUUUUAAAAUCCAUCUGCGUGAAAUUCUACCCGAUUUCUUGCACUCGAACUGGAAUAAAAUGCAUAAAGAUGAAAACGUGUUGAGUCCGUGUGAUGAACAGGGGAGCAUAAGGAACAGAAAUGGUCUAUCUUUCUUCUUGAACAGAAAUGGUCUCCCAUCUUCUUCGAUUCAAUUUGCCUAAUCAUUUUUGCUUAUUCUGAGCUCGCUCAGCUCCCACCCAGUAAAGCGAAAUUUCUUUGCCCGAGGCCAAACAGAUAGCCCAGAGAAAUGAUCACCCACAUUAAUGAUGGCUCAUUGUCUUCCCAGGUCUGUUCUCGAAAGAUCCAUCUCGGAUGGCAAUAUUCAUUGUGAAAGCUGCAUAUUAGAAUCGAGCGCCGCCAUUAAUGGCGAGAAGCAGCUCACCGAGUCAGUGCAGCCGGCCAGAAUGUCUGAGGGCAGCGCCAUGGGGCUGUCUGUUUCAACCCCAGAAAUCUCAACUUGUGACAGCGACACAUCAUACUCCCGGUGAGCUAUUUCACGUUUAUGCCGCAUUUCAUUCUAUCUUCCCUCCUUUUUCCUUUUUUUUAUAAAUCUGUUAAUUUUUUCGAGGGAUUUCUUAGAUGCACUCCAUCAGAAGUCUGCCGGAGAGAGUUCAGAGACGGAGAGAGUCUUAGCCUGAUUGGGCACAGCGUUGACCCAUCGACCUUCUCGAACUUUUUGGAUCUCGAGUGGCUCUCGACGUCCGAGAGUUCAGCGGAGGAAAUUUCCACUAGGUGAGAGACAACUUGGUUUCUUCUUGAGAGGUCAGCCGUGUCUGUUGGCGCUGGCGGCAAAUCAGAAAUUUUGACCGUCUUCCAAAACCUUUCAGAUCAUCUGCUGUGGACGGUGUUCCAGGUGGAGCUGCCAGCGGUGGUUCAACAACAAUAGAGACUACUUCGGCGGUGACGGAGAACGGAUCUAUGCUCACGGUCAGUGCUCCUGGAACCCUGCUCCCGGCCUGAUGAAAAACCCGCGCAUGUUUGGCUGAUGAACGAGGAGGGCGUGUUCAACUGGGUUUAAUCCCUCCUGCUCCUGCUCCUGCUCCUGCUCCUCCUGGAGGGGGGGGUUGGGUUGUGUUGGGUCGGGAUUUUUACAUGCUUCUUUCUUUCCUUCUUUUUCGACUCUACGGCCACCCUGUUGACCCAUGGAAUGUCUAGCAGGGAUCCCCCGAGAGAGCUCCGCAGGAGGGAGACGGCGCCCAGAUUCUGGACAAACUCCAAGAGUUUUCCGACAGUUUUGCGCACUGGGUUGCUUAUGGGGGGAUUCUCUCCCGUUGUGUGUGA
This is a messenger RNA of Spirodela intermedia, 6376 nucleotides long. The record is from the annotation of a GenBank genome assembly. NCBI's taxonomy places the organism in Eukaryota, Viridiplantae, Streptophyta, Magnoliopsida, Alismatales, Araceae.